GAGCAGUGUUGGUUAGUAGAAAAUCUUCUUUUCCUGGGGUGGGGGGAAGAGAAGAGAACCUCCACAGAUUAAAUCCAGUAUCCAGUACCGGGGCUUUAGAUGGUUGUACAGUACAUGGUUUAUUUUUAUUUUUUUUACAACGUCUUUCGUGUAAGAUACGUGAGAAUAGAUUGACAAAAGUGUUUUGUGUUACAUCUGAACAUUUCAGCACUGCCUCGCUUGGACAGCACCACUGUAGCUCUCCAUUCAGGGCUGAGCGUUCAGCUCUGUUACUGAGCAGCAGAUUCUUGGGGACCGCUGGGACAGCGACUCAUAUCCUCUUAUAGCAAGUCACUGCUAAAUAUCUCAGCAUUGGGACCUGUGGACAGCUUUACUGACAUCAUUUCCAUUCAUUCUCGACUAUGGACAGCUGGACCCUUCCUGGGUUGAACCUCUAGGACUACCAUGCAACCUCACAUAUCAAUCUCAAACAGCCCCUGAAUUGGUUACUCAGAUUCUUCCCUUCUAUAAGAUAAUGGGAUAACAAUCUAGAGCCAAAACAUGAUCACAGAGGAAUGCGAAGUGUAAAUGUAAAUCAAGCCCACUCGAGACUGCCCAUGAUCCAUUACCUUUGACAACAGUGGACCGAGCAAUUCUUCUAAUCCAGCAGACCUCAUGAAGAUAGAAGUGUGGAUGGACUUUGAAUGAAAACAGGUGAUAGAUACCAUUGCUGCGUGAUCAAGAAUAUAUGACAUGGAUGUACUACUGCUAUUGAGGACCGCAUGCAUUCUGGUGAUUCUAUGCUCAUGGAGCUGUUGGUCCAAACCCAAAGGCUCACCACAUAUGAACUCUGUGAGAAUAGAUGGGGACCUAAUUUUAGGAGGUCUUUUUCCUGUUCAUGGAAGGGGUAGUGAUGGCAGAGCUUGUGGCGAACUCAAGAAGGAGAAAGGAAUCCAUCGUCUAGAAGCAAUGCUUUAUGCACUUGAUCGAAUCAAUGCUGAUCCUGAUCUUCUACCCAACAUCACACUAGGUGCCAGAGUUUUGGACACUUGUUCUAGGGACACCCAUGCUCUGGAGCAGUCCUUGAGCUUUGUUCAACCACUUAUAGAUAAAGACAGGGCAGAUGUACGUUGCCUAAGUGGUGGUAAUCCAAUCAUUGCACAGCCUGAAAGGGUGGUGGGGGUAAUUGGGGCAUCUUCCAGCUCUGUCUCCAUCAUGGUGGCUAAUAUCCUGAGACUUUUUAAGAUUCCCCAAGUGAGUUAUGCCUCCACAGCACCAGAUCUCAGUGAUAAUAGCCGAUAUGACUUCUUCUCUCGCGUGGUUCCAUCUGAUACUUAUCAAGCUCAAGCGAUGGUAGAUAUUGUUAAAGCCUUGAAAUGGAGUUAUGUUUCAACACUGGCAUCAGAGGGAAGCUACGGUGAAAGUGGUGUGGAAGCAUUUAUCCAGAAAUCCAGAGAGGACGGCAGUGUAUGUGUAGCACAGUCAGUCAAGAUCCCUCGAGAACCAAAAGCAGGGGAAUAUGAUAAGAUCAUUCGCCGCCUGCUGGAGACAUCUAAUGCCCGGGCAGUCAUCAUCUUUGCCAGUGAAGACGAUAUUAGACGAGUACUUGCUGCAGCCAAGAGAGCAAACCAGACCGGGCAUUUUAUGUGGGUUGGCUCUGACAGCUGGGGUUCCAAGAUAUCACCAGUCCUGCAACAGGAAGAAGUUGCAGAAGGAGCCGUCACCAUUUUGCCAAGAAGGGCAUCUGUCAGAGGAUUUGAUCGAUACUUUACCAGUCGGACUUUAGAUAACAACAGAAGAAAUGUUUGGUUUGCUGAAUUCUGGGAGGACAAUUUCCACUGUAGGUUAAGUCGAAAUGCAUUACGUCGAGGAGGACAUGGAAAAAAGUGCACUAACCAGGAGCGUAUUGGCAUUGGAUCUGCAUAUGAACAAGAGGGGAAGGUUCAGUUUGUAAUAGAUGCAGUUUAUGCAAUGGCCCAUGCCCUUCACACAAUGCACAAAACAGUUUGUCCUGGAAGUGUUGGCCUCUGCAGCAGAAUGGACCCUGUUGAUGGCACAGAACUCCUAAAAUACAUCCGUAGUGUCAACUUUACUGGCAUUGCAGGGACACCUGUAACCUUUAAUGAGAAUGGUGAUGCUCCUGGUCGCUAUGAGAUCUAUCAAUACCAGAUCCGCAAUGGCAGUACUGAGUACAAGGUCAUUGGUCAAUGGGCUGAUCAUCUGCAGCUCAAGAUUGAUCAAAUGCACUGGCCAAGCUCUUCCCACUCUUCUAGUUCUUUCUCCUCCUCCUCCUCCUCCACACAUUUGCCCCAGAUCCCUACUUCUGUUUGCAGUCAGCCCUGCCGCCCAGGUGAACGUAAAAAGGUGGUUAAAGGUAUACAAUGUUGUUGGCACUGUGAAAAAUGCGAUGGUUACCAGUACCAGUAUGACAUCUACACCUGCAAAAGAUGUCCUAGUCACAUGCGACCCAACGUGAACCAUACCACAUGCAUCCCCAUCCCUGUCAUCAAGUUGGAGUGGAGUUCACCGUGGGCUGUAGUGCCCCUCCUUCUUGCUGUUCUGGGCAUCAUGGCAACUAUAGUAGUGGUUGGCACUUUCAUCAGAUACAAUGAUACCCCAAUUGUUAAAGCCUCAGGUCGUGAGCUGAGUUAUGUUCUCCUAACUGGUAUAUUCUUAUGUUAUGUCAACACCUUCAUCAUGGUGGCUCAACCAGGUUAUGGGACAUGUUCAUUGAGAAGGGUCUUCUUGGGACUUGGCAUGAGCAUCAGCUAUGCCGCUCUGCUUACUAAGACAAACCGCAUCUACCGUAUUUUUGAGCAGGGUAAACGAUCAGUAAGUGCACCUCGUUAUAUCAGUCCAUCUUCACAGUUAGUCAUUACUGCCAGUCUUUCAUCUGUUCAACUUCUGGGGGUCCUUAUAUGGUUUUUGGUCAAUCCAUCUGAGCCAGUGGUGGACUAUGAGAACCAACGCACACCUGAUCCCCAGCAAGCACGAGGAGUGCUAAAAUGUGACAUAUCAGACCUAUCCCUCAUCUGCCUUCUGGGCUACAGCAUGCUUCUCAUGGUUACCUGCACUGUUUAUGCUAUUAAAACGCGAGGUGUUCCGGAGACAUUCAAUGAAGCAAAGCCAAUUGGAUUUACAAUGUAUACAACUUGUAUUGUCUGGCUUGCUUUCAUUCCAAUUUUCUUUGGCACUGCUCAGUCUGCUGAAAAGAUGCAUAUCCAGACCACAACAUUGACAAUUUCAGUAAGUCUUAGUGCCUCAGUAUCCUUGGGGAUGCUCUAUAUGCCCAAGGUCUAUAUAAUUCUCUUCCACCCUGAACAGAAUGUCCCAAAGCGCAAGCGAAGUUUAAAGGCUGUUGUUACCGCAGCUACAAUGAGCAACAAGUUUACUCAAAAGGGAGGCUACAGACCCAAUGGAGAGGCCAAAACAGAGCUAUGUGACAGCAUGGAGACACAAGCUCUGGCCAGCAAACCAACAUAUGUCAGCUACAGUAACCACGCUAUAUAGGCAACAUUCUUUGAAACAGCCUUUGAGAAGUGGGAGGGGCCUAACUACUGAGUCAUGUCAGCUGCCGCUCCCUACAGAAAAUGGGACCAGUCAGGAAGACUAGUUAAUCCGCCCUGAGUCGGAGCAGCGUGUCUGGCACUGGCGGGAGAUUUAAAAGAUGGCUUAAAGUCACAAUCCUGGGCAGAAUAAAUUUGCCCCUCCCCUGUUGUUCAGGAUCAGGAGACUCAUGAUGCCACCUUCCUUUACUUCAAUUAAAAGCUUUUUCAACAUAUUUGUCGUUUAUUUUAUAAUUUUUCUGUUAAUAUUUUUAAGCUACAUUUAUUGUAUUUUAAGGAACAUUUUUUUCUACUACAGAAACCUCUAUUUUUCUGUUGUGUACAUGCUAAUUUCUAUUUAAUUUUAUUCCUCUUCAGCACUUUUCUACACAUCAAUUUAGUGCAUAUAAGAGGAAAAUUGCCUGUGUGUGGUUUGUUUCACUAUUGUUUCAUCAUUUCCUGUGUUGCACCAUAAUCUUUCUUUUCUUUCAGUUUAAAAAGAAGAAAAUCACUUUUUUUCUACAAAAUUUUAUAAAUAACUUAUUGUGAAGUUAAUUUUAAAACCCACCUUAUCUUGCU
Pelobates fuscus (common spadefoot toad) is the source of this 4103-nucleotide messenger RNA. RefSeq names its product glutamate metabotropic receptor 4 (gene GRM4). Gene Ontology annotation, cellular component: plasma membrane. Gene Ontology annotation, biological process: G protein-coupled glutamate receptor signaling pathway; regulation of synaptic transmission, glutamatergic. Bases 733 to 3489 code for a protein of 918 amino acids. NCBI's taxonomy places the organism in Eukaryota, Metazoa, Chordata, Amphibia, Anura, Pelobatidae. The transcript is spliced from 11 exons. Gene Ontology annotation, molecular function: adenylate cyclase inhibiting G protein-coupled glutamate receptor activity. The record is from RefSeq and is a predicted model, not a curated record.